Cynoglossus semilaevis (tongue sole) is the source of this 3286-nucleotide messenger RNA. RefSeq names its product deltaB (gene dlb). Lineage: Eukaryota; Metazoa; Chordata; Actinopteri; Pleuronectiformes; Cynoglossidae. Gene Ontology annotation, molecular function: calcium ion binding. The transcript has 8 exons. Bases 546 to 2447 code for a protein of 633 amino acids. The record is from RefSeq and is a predicted model, not a curated record. Gene Ontology annotation, cellular component: membrane. Gene Ontology annotation, biological process: cell communication; multicellular organism development; Notch signaling pathway.
GAAGGAUCCCCAAGCUGCUGCGGGCUGAAGAUGAGGCAGAUGCAGGCCACUUGUACUAAUGGGAGGUCCGAGGGGGAUGACAUGACUGCUCUUUGGUUCCCAUGCCCUGUGGCACACUCAUGUCACACUCCUGCAAGCUUAUAUCGAUGACGGCCGCAGAGAGGGUGCACUGUCCAUCUGCUGUGCAGACACAAAGACACACACAUCCCUCAUCGCUGUGGUGCAGCAGGCAGACGUCCUGUGCCAGGCCUGCUCCCCUGAGAUCUGCCCCCCUCCUCCUCUCUGCCUGUGACGCGCGGCAUCAGGGUAUAAAAGCAGCGUGCGCUUUUACGCACAGGAACACAAACAAAAACCAGUGCCAGGACCAAGACGGGGAGGUGGGAUUUAGGACUCACCGAGAGGACCACCACAGCUCAGAGUUAUUUUUAUAGUGGACCAUUUCAGAUUUUUCUUUGACAACUUUUUGGGGGAAUAUCAACGCACACGUCGAAUGUGGACAUCCACAAAUAUUUUUUCUCUUUUUAAUUUUCACUGGAAGACCCGAAAUGGCACCGCUACUCUUCAGACUCUUACUGGCUUUGACCUUAAUGCACACAGUUUGCUCGUCCGGUGUCUUUGAGCUCAAGAUCCACUCUUUUCACACAGCGCAGCGCAUCUGCAGGAGACACAGGGACUGUCACAUUUUUUUCCGGAUUUGCCUUAAACACCCGGAGGAUGUGAUCUCCGCAGAGCCGCCCUGCACCUUUGGCACAGGGCAAACCAACGUCAUCAGAGCCGAUCACACCUCCAUCUCCAGCAGUGCGCCCAUAAGAGUGCCGUUUCAUUUCAAGUGGCCGGGAACGUUUUCGUUGAUCAUUGAAGCGUGGAACGCAGAAUCUCCCACCGAAUACACAGACAACCAAAACAACUUGGUGAGCCGUCUGGCGACCAGGAGAAGACUUGCCAUCGGAGAAGACUGGUCUCAGGAUGUGCACUUCGGAGAGCAGAGCGAGCUGCGCUACUCCUACCACGUUUUCUGCGACGAGUACUACUUCGGAGACGGCUGUGCGGAAUACUGCAGGCCCAGAGACGACACCCUGGGUCACUACACCUGCGACGAGGAGGGCAAUCGCAUCUGUCUGGAGGGCUGGAAGGGAAACUACUGUUCUGAGCCCAUCUGCUCGGCGGACUGCAGUGAGAAGCAUGGCUACUGUGAGGUCCCUGGGGGCUGUACGUGUCGUAUGGGCUGGCAGGGCCCCUCCUGCAACGAGUGCGUCCGCUAUCCAGGCUGCCUCCAUGGGACGUGCAGCCAGCCGUGGCAGUGCAACUGUCAGGAGGGCUGGGGGGGGCUCUUCUGUGACCAGGACCUCAAUUACUGCACCAACCACAAGCCCUGCACCAACGGUGCGACCUGCACGAACACAGGACAGGGCAGUUACACCUGCACCUGCAGGCCCGGCUUUGGGGGCACCAACUGUGAGCUGGAGACAAAUGAAUGCGACAGCAACCCCUGCAAGAAUGGAGGCAGCUGCAACGACCUGGAGAACGACUACUCCUGCACUUGCCCUCAGGGAUUCUAUGGGAAGAACUGUGAGAUCAUUGCCAUGACGUGUGCAGACGGUCCCUGUUUUAACGGCGGCACCUGUGUGGAGACGAUGACCGGAGGCUACACCUGCCGAUGCCCUCCUAAUUACACCGGCUCCAACUGUGAAAAGAAGCUGGACCGCUGCAGCAACAGGCCAUGCCUGAACGGUGGCGAGUGUCUAGAUCUGGGCCAGAGCAUCUUGUGCCGCUGUCAGGUUGGCUUCACCGGCGCCAACUGUCAGAUUAACAUUGAUGACUGUGCUUCAAGUCCCUGUCAGAAUGCUGGAACCUGCCAGGAUGGCUUGAAUGACUACACCUGUUCAUGCACCCUGGGAUACACAGGGAAAAACUGUAGCGUACGCUCAGAUGCCUGCGGUGCUCGCCCGUGUCAAAACGGCGGUACCUGCUUCACCCACUUCACAGGGCCCGUGUGUCAGUGUCCCAAAGGCUUCAUGGGUCCAAGUUGUGAGUUCACCCUUCAGCCCAGUUUCAAGCCAGCUUUGCGACAAACCUCUGAGCCCUCGUCUGCAACCGUGACCGUCUCCUGCGUCCUGGCGGUCCUGGUGCUGGUCCUGGUGGCAGCAAUCAUUAUCCUGAGGAGGAGGAGGAGGUUACAAGGAAGGAAGCAGCUGAGUGACAUUGCAGUUUACAAUGACUUGGAGACAGUCAACAACCUGGGUGGAAGUGAGAGAGAUUCUUUCCUGGGUCCGAAUGGCCUGUUCAAGAUCAGCAACAGCACAGCUCGCCUCAGCCUCUCACUCUGCCCAGACGGCAGAUCGGGCUACAGGCACAAUCCUGCAGAGAGCGGUCUGGCCAGAGGUCAGCGUCAGGACUUCAUGUGGAACGAUGAGGUCGCUGUGGGCACUGGAGCUGGGCUGAGAUGAAACUCAGAUGAAGAACAUAAAUGCGGACGUUUAAACAGGAAAGUAAAAUAUAAGCACUUGUUAAACCUCUCUCUUCAUGCAGUGAGCAUGGACAGAAGCGUGAUUUGUGAGCCAAACACUAUCUGGGAGAGAUGAUUCACCAUCUACGGAUGAACAUAUCUGGCUAAGAUGUUCUACAAAGAAUAUGAAAAACUGUACAGGGCAAAGCUCUUCCACGUAUAAGACCCAAAGACUAGUAAUAAAAGCCACAUUUCACUGGACCUACAACACAAACCAAAUACAGGAAGUCAUAUUCACUAGGUCAUGUUUGGAAAACCUGCCCGAAAAAUGUUUCAUGGUGAUUGCCUUUAAUGUGUUUUCUCUGUUCGAUUAGUUGGUCUUUUUUUUUUUUAAACACUGGACUUUUAAAAAUAAUAUUAUUUAUUUUUGCUUUUCAAUCUUCCUUUGACCUUUUUUUCCUUAUUGUGAGUACCAUCAUUUUUUUAUUCUUUAUAUUAUUUAUUUAUUUGAAGACUUGUGUUUUUCACCUUACUUUGAUUGUCACAGAUGUAGAGAUAUAUUUAUAUGCUGCGGAAUGGUGUUUAUGGAAUGGGCUGUGCAGGUUAGUGUGACAUAUCCCAAAGAUGUUCAGAGCAGGGAUAUAAGGAAAAGUGCUUUAUCACACACUCAUUCACUGUGAUUUUAUUUAUCAUGAAGACUACUGAUCUCAUUGCUCUUUCAUGUGCCAUUUUUUUUAUUUCAUGCCAAAGUUUGUGUUACGUUACACAUUUCCAUUCAUAUUAUUUAAUUUUAUUGUGUGUCGAUUGUGAUGUGGAAUAAAACGUUUGUUUGAAUGUAAA